AUGAACACUGAAAAGGUGCAGAUAAGUCAGUGUGAUAUGAAAACAGAUCUGAACUUACUGCUUGAAUGCCUUAAAUAUCAGAUGGACUGCCCUCUGUCUCAGAAGGAGGCUUUGAUCACUAUCUAUUCCAUUUGCCAGCAAAACAGUGAAGCGAGCGAAUACUUGCGAGAAAUUGGUGGUUUGAUGUUUAUAAAUGACCUUGCCAAGUCCAGCGCUCAUUGCAUCGUAAAGGAAGCAGCUUUAUUUACACUGGGGAUUAUUAUAGAGAGUAAUGUGUAUUGUCAACAGACUUUGUGUACUUCUGCACUGUUUGAAGACCUCAUUUUAUUUUUAAUUAAAAAGGAUUCUGGUGUGAACUUGAAAAGAAUGUCUGUUUAUGUCAUCUUAGCUCUGGUGUCAAAUAAUAAAAAUGGGCAAAGCUGUGUCAGAGACACAGGCUGCAUCAGCCUGCUGCUGCAGUUGUUCAGAACAACUCUCUGCACGUCUGAGAAGAAUGUGUCAGAUGAAAACUCUGAUCCCUGCUAUCAGCUCUGGUGCUCGGUGUGCAGCACUCUCUGUGCCUGUGUCAACAACCCCCAGAACGAAGAUAAUCAAAACAUUUGCUGUUCAGUUUUUCCCCAUGCCAAAGAGUGGCUGGAGAGUUGCACAGAGCCUGAGAUAGUUCGUCCCAUUUGCUCAUUUCUUGGUCUCACAGUUGCAAAUAACUCAUAUGUGCAGAAGUAUUUUGCUUCUAUUGGAGGAUUGGAUACAUUAGCCAAAGUUCUCCUUGAGCUUAUGCAUGAUUCUUGUUUGAGUCACUCCAGCAUGAAACUUGCCGUGGUAGUAACAAAGACCCUGGAUGCCUGUAUUGCUAACAACUCUGCCAUGGGUGUUGUCUUGGCAAAGUAUCACACUGUGUCAGAGUUGCUGAAGCUGCUGUCCAAUGAGACACUGAGCACAGGAGAAAAAAUCAGUAUUAUUCUAACAAUUGGACACUGCACUGAAGUUUGUGAAGAGAACCAGUGUGAGCUGCUUCAGAACAAUGGUCUGCCACUUAUGAUUCAGGUAUUGACAGAAUCUCAGGACGAGGAACUCAUCAAAGCUGCUACUUUUGUGCUGCAGAACUGCAAACAAAUGACUGAACAGUUGUCUCUGAAAUUAUAUGAUAACUCACUAAAUGUGAACAAUGCAGAAGAAUUGGAUGUGCAAGUCAGAAAUAGAUGUCUGCAAGACUACUGGAAGAAAGCAAAAGAAAUUUUACACAGAAUAAGCUCAAUUGAAAAACAGCACAAUGAGGUUGGUCUGUUUACCAAAAUAGUAUAA
Melospiza melodia melodia is the source of this 1302-nucleotide messenger RNA. RefSeq names its product telomere repeats-binding bouquet formation protein 1-like. Lineage: Eukaryota; Metazoa; Chordata; Aves; Passeriformes; Passerellidae. Gene Ontology annotation, biological process: homologous chromosome pairing at meiosis; meiotic attachment of telomere to nuclear envelope. The record is from RefSeq and is a predicted model, not a curated record. Bases 1 to 1302 code for a protein of 433 amino acids. The transcript has 11 exons.